Molecule: messenger RNA, 9667 nt
Organism: Pezoporus occidentalis (night parrot)
Lineage: Eukaryota; Metazoa; Chordata; Aves; Psittaciformes; Psittacidae
Gene: SHC3
Product: SHC adaptor protein 3
Exons: 18
Coding region: 2366-3868 (500 amino acids)
Biological process (GO): intracellular signal transduction; cell surface receptor protein tyrosine kinase signaling pathway
Cellular component (GO): plasma membrane
Molecular function (GO): receptor tyrosine kinase binding
Source: RefSeq, a predicted model, not a curated record
AUUCCACCUGGGAGAGGAAAGUCAGGGUGGGUGAGUGACUGCAUGGUUCUGAGUUACCGCCUGGGUUUAAACUGCGACAAAACCUUAGGAAACAUUUCCUACCAGUACCCAGUUUAGUUAUCUAAAACAUUAAAAAAAAAAAAAAAAUGCUGCAGGAAUAUUUUAGAUUCAACUUAUUCUGUCUCUAAGCAGUGAUUUCUUUCAGGCCUGUUUUCUGUGGUUGAGUCAUUUAUGUCUUUGCAUUGGAACUUUUGCCAGCUCUAAACUGUAGAACAGUUUUGUUUUUUUUUUUUUAUUUUUAUUUUUUUUUCCGGUGCUCAAGAAUGAUCUUUUAAUUUGACUUGUGGUACAUCUUCAUAUUCAAAUAAGUUAGUUUCUGGAAUUAGGAUCAUUAGGUGGUGGAUCCAGAUCCUAACUCUGAAGUGUCUGAACCAGAUUACGGUAUAUAUAUUGCAAUAUGGAUUGUACAGUCCAGUAACCUAGUGCUGAACGUACUCUACUCUGACACUUCAGAGAACAGGGGAAGUGAUACAGUAAGAGGAUCAAAUUAUUUUUAUCAUUUUGUUUGCUCCACUUUUAUGAUGACAAAAAUAAAACAUCAGGGAAGAGUCUGAAGCUCAGUCUAAAAUCAGCAGUUCUUCAACAAGUAUUUUGGCUCCAUCAGAAUUCUUUCUGCUGCAUGAAGCAGAUUAAAAGGAGGAAACCAAGUAUUUUGCAACACUACAAAUGUAAUUAUAUACUGUUUUUCAUUAAUUCUCCAAGGAAGCAUAUUUAGUAGCAAAGGGUCUCUGAAGGCAAACUUGUAAAAUCUGUGAAUCUGCUGGUGCACAGGGAGAACAAUCGAACAUCAAACGAAAUGUGCGCAUUCAUGUUCCCAUCCUGGAUGUAAAUGAACCGGCUGAAUGAACACGUCGGGGAGAAACCCAGACCGGGCUUCCAGGUUUUCCUCACCUGCCACCCCUGUGGACACCCCAUGCAUUUUUUUGGCAACACCCUCUCUUCCAUGGGGGCUUUGCGACCCACCCUCAUCUGCUAAGACGCCAGCUGCAUUUCCCAGUGUUGCCGCAAAAGCGGUGCCGCCUGUGCUGGAAAUGGGAUCUUCCACUAUUUAGCUAGGCUUUGCUGAAUGAGUCAUCAGAGCCGGCUGGUAUUGGCUGGGCUGGUGAGCACCCAAGGGAUUGCCUGGCAGAGGCUGAGAGGCCUUGCUUCAUUCACAGAAAUGUGGGGAUGCUAGCCAGCCCUUUCAUUCACACGCACAGAAACUCAUUCACAUUUUUCAGUUUUGCUAGCCACUUCUAACGAAGAGAACUGUUUGGGACCAGUAGGGUUUUCUGGGCAGUAGAGUCACGUAAAAAUAGACUGCGAUGUGUAUAUUUGCUGUUGCUAUGCUAGGAGGAUGAAGAGAGGAAUGAAUGCUGUGUGGAUGCUGUAGCAGGUUCGCAGUGUGGUGAUGAAAGGCUGUUCUGCAGAUCACUAGAAACCUGCUUUUGCACUGACUAGGACAUUGCCAUUACUCAUCACUGCUGGGAUAAGAGGUGCUGACUUAAUUUAAUGUCAUGAAUAUACUAAUUAAAUACCUGUAUUUGAGCUGGCUGUUUCUCUGUGUUUGCACUUUGUAUACUGCAGCCUUUAUUCAUGGGAGAGGGAAGGAAUUCCAUGGGAUUUUUCCUUUAAAUUGUCCUGCAAUUAGUAAUUUGUUUAAAAAGCAGCUUUGCACUAUGCAAAUUCCGUAGUCUCAAUUUGUUUAUAAUGCAGUGUAUUGUCCUACAUGCAAAUGAUGUUUUGCAAAGAUCAGUUUAUAUAGGAAAGCCAUACUGGGGCUUGUGAUGGACAUUGUGUAUCGCAAUGCUGCACACAUCUUGUUUUUUUUUUGUUUGUUUGUUUGUUUUUUUUAAAGUAAGAGAAAUGAAAUUCCUGUUUUCUGCAUGUUUUCCUACUUCUCAGAUCAGGUGUUUGUGGCUGAUAUUUAUGCUUAAUAAGACCUGGUUCAUUUUUUUGUUUUUCAUUACAGGAUGUCUGUUUGCUGCUACCUGGACUUUUGACUGUUCUUUUAGCGUUUUUUUUUUCAGUUUUUCAGAAUCACACCACAUAUUCCAGUGAAUUGGAGACCCUCUUAAUGUUUUUAUUCAGAAUUCACAGAUAUGUGAGGUGGAAGAACAGUGUGGUGUUUCAUCAGGGUUGUCAAUUCAGUUUUAAAGCAAGGUCUCAGCAGUUUCUACGACUUCAACAACACCUUCGUACCUGGUCUCACCAGAUGUUCUCCGCAAGGACCAUGAAGAUGGACCCACCACCCUGUGCACCCUUAUCCAUAAAGUGUCCCACUUGAAACUCUCUAGCACAGGCAGCCUUUUGGGACGUGAGCAAGAUGAGUAUGGGGAAAAAAACACGGUCAGAGGAAAUACACCUGGGAGGUGAAGACUGGAAUCAAAAUAGUAGCUUUGUCAGUAAACCCUCUCGGGGAUGGCUGCACUCGAGUGAGAAGAUCCUGGGACCUGGUGUGACGUACGUUGUGAAGUACUUGGGAUGUAUAGAAGUCUUACGCUCAAUGAGAUCUCUUGACUUCAAUACUAGAACACAGAUUGCAAGGGAAGCGAUCAGUCGUGUUUGUGAAGCCAUGCCUGGUGCCAAAGGAGCCUUCAAGAAACGAAAGUCAGCAAGCAAAGUUCUUUCUAGCAUCUUGGGAAAGAGCAAUCUUCAGUUUGCAGGAAUGAGCAUAAUGCUGAAUAUCUCCACCACCAGUUUAAACCUAAUGACUCCUGACACAAAACAGAUCAUAGCAAAUCACCAUAUGCAAUCUAUUUCCUUUGCAUCUGGAGGUGAUCCGGAUACAACUGACUAUGUUGCAUAUGUAGCUAAGGAUCCUGUUAAUCGGAGAGCUUGUCAUAUACUGGAAUGCUCUGAUGGCCUGGCCCAGGAUGUCAUCAGCACCAUAGGGCAAGCGUUCGAGCUUCGAUUUAAGCAAUACUUGCGAUGCCCUUCUAAGAUACCUACUUUCCAUGAUAGGAUGCAGAGUUUUGAUGAGCCAUGGAUGGAGGAAGAUAAUGAGCCAACAGAACAACAUGCCUAUUACAACAACAUCCCAAAUAAAGUGCCCCCCCCUGGCGGCUUCAUUGAUGCCAGGCUCAAAGCAAGACUUCCCACUGCUGCAGAUACAGCUCAGUCUGCAGCAGGACUGGGAGGAGAGCAAACUUAUUACCAGAAUCGUCACUUAGGAGACAAAUUUGGUGAAGGCUGGCAUCAUGUGCCUGUUAAGCAAGGAUCUCUGGAUAUGCUGGAAGAGAAAUCACAAGUAACCUCAACAGCAGAAAUGCCAACAUACGUAAACACCCAGCAUAUAGAUGUAGAAGCUCUACUGGCACUUCAGGUAGAUGCUGAAAGUACCUUCAGUGGAACAGCAGAUGAUAUCAAAGCAAGCAGCCCAGGAAAGGAUCUGUUUGACAUGAAACCAUUUGAAGAUGCCCUCAAGAACCAAACAUCUGUGGCUGCAUCAAGGAAAUCCACCUCCACAGGAUGCACCAGUCCUCUUUUGUCCAGACGAGCUGACUGGACUGUAGCUGAAGACCUGAGUGCAGAGCCGUGGUAUCAAGGAGAGAUGAGCAGGAAAGAAGCAGAACAGCUAUUAAAGAAAUGUGGAGACUUUCUUGUGAGGAAGAGUACCACGAAUCCUGGCUCCUAUGUGCUGACAGGCCUGCACAAUGGUCAAGCCAAGCAUCUUCUUUUGGUGGACCCAGAAGGAACUGUUCGCACAAAAGAUCGUGUCUUUGACAGCAUAAGUCAUCUCAUCAAUCACCAUCUCGAGAAUAAUUUGCCAAUAGUUUCUUCUGGGAGUGAGCUCUGCCUGCAGCAGCCUGCUGAGAGGAAGUACUGACUCCAGAUAACUAUUUUAGUUUUUGUAAUUUGUAAGCUAUAACAGGUAGAAAUUGCAGAUCUGAAAAAAAAACCCAUGUACAUUAAAAAAAUUAUGGAUAUUCACAUAUAUUUCAUCAAUAUGUUUUCUUUAGGUUUAAGAAGCCCCAUUUCACAUGGUACACUUGAAAAUUCUCAAUGCUUUAUGUAGACAUGAAGUCACAGCAGAAGGCUUUCUUAGAAAGUAAUUUAAAUGAAAUUGUUCAGAUUCCCUAAUGUGAAUAUUGAUAGUGUAUAUAUACACAUUAUGUAUAUAAAUACAAUAUAUAUUUAUAUUUUUCAAGUCAGUCUGUUGAUGGUAUAGAACUAUCUUCUGUGCCAUGUGUUUUUACCAGAAGAAAAAUUUCAAUUGUAAUUGUUCAGAUAAAAAUGGAAUUCAUCAGUCUCAUUUUCUUAAGAAAAGGAGUAUUGGGAAUCUUAUUUCUGCUUUUACCUAAGAAGCACAACUAUGGGGAUCACAAGUGGAUUAUGCUGGUUAGCCAUGGAAGGAGUCUGAAUUCAGCAAUUAGUAUUCCAACUCAGAAAUUUAGCAUAAAAUGUUUUUUAAAAGCAUUAUUCAGUGUCACUGGUAUCAAAAUCAUUUUCUCUUUCUGAUGUCGUUUGAAUUCUUAUAUGAUGCUACUCAAAACAUUUGUAUCUUGCUUUAACAAUGAUUUUGUGUGAUCUCUCUGUGUAUAAAACGUGUGCAUUCGAUUUUUCUAAUGAUAAUAUAACAAUAUUCAGUAACUUUAGUUUAUUAAUUUGAGUGCUAAGGCUAUUUAUAAAUAGUUCUCUGCUUAUAGUGAAGAUCUAGGUGUCCUUGACUACCAGUCUCCAAUGAGGUGUUGCAUACCAAUUAGGCAAGUUCAAAUAACUUGCAUUCAAUAGGUUUAGUACAAGAUGUACAUGGUUGUUCAGAGACGUAACUGAAAAAUCUUUUCUUUUUAUAAAUAGUGAAAACUAUCAUGGCUCAGUGGCCAUUUGCAUUUACCUACCAAAACCUUCACUUCGGCCUUCAACAAGUGAUGGGUAUUGCAAAUAUACUGCUUUUCUGUAAAUAUCAAGUUGAAAAACAGAUGCAUUUCUAGCAAAAACGUCCUUGGCUUUUGGUACUGGGAAAGGUUUUUAGAAAGAUUUGUACUCUUCAAAUGCAAACACUACAUGAAGUUAUUUUCCUAUUUACAAAGCUUAUCAAAAGCCAAAUUCAAUAGACAUAGUUCCUAUAAAGGCAAAGUUUGUGCCAGAGUAAGGAUUUAGCCUUCAGUGUUCCAAGGUUUUCUCUAGCACCAGUAUCUCAAAUCAAAUCUUCAGACCUGAUUCAUAAAGGCUGUGACUCAGCAGGGUAAGUCUAGGUUAAGCACCUGCCUAUGUUGAAGUAGUCAAUACUUAAAUCUACUUAAAAUUAGAUUUGGUUUUCAGAAUUUGCUCAGUUUAAAAAUUUCUCAGACUACAAGCAAACUGACUGAAGGAGUCAUUCAGGUAGGAUCAUCUUAUUAAAAUUCGGAUAUAUUUUGCCUAUACCUUCUGUUCUGAAAUAUAGUGAAGUUGCAACUUGGGAAGUUUGGUUUUGUUUGAUCUCAAGAGCAAAAAAGAUUGAGGCACCUAAGAUGAAUCAUAUGAGCAGUGAAUAAAAAUACACUUUUUUAUUCAAGACAUUCAGAAGCCAAACUAUGACAUUAGUGAACCAAAUACUUGUGAUUAAUUUUAUUGUGAAUACUAAUUAGUUGUUAUUUCUAGAUCUGGGUGGGACCUGAGAGCAAAGGAACAAAAUUAAAUGCUGCAUUGCAACCCAAAUUAGUAUGGUGCUGAGGUUAGUGGAAUCCUUACAUUUGGGUUGUCCUUUUACCAGAUUGGAAAUUGCAAGGGAACAUGAGGAGAUCUUAUACCCUAAAGCAGUAUUCAUCAAAACUACUUUAUUUAAGAGCAUCCAUGUCUCACCAUAUUCCAGCUUCAAGUAUAUCAGUUGCCACCAUUUCUGUCAUGCAUAAUAUUUGUCAUAUCAUGCUCUCAUCUCUGUAUAGCCGUGUCCUGGAAAGUGUUUAGUGUGAUAUUACUAACUAUAGGAGAAGACCUCUUAUUCACUUUGAAUGUUGUAUAUCACUUCAGUAAGAAUCAGAUGCCAAAACCCCCUUAGGUGCCUUCAAAAAUCCCACCUGCUGCCUAUGUCAGUUUUAGAUUCCUAAAUACCCUGUCAGUGUAUGCCUGGAAGAAUGUGACAAGAUAUGGGUGUAUGAAUGAAGGCACUAAAUAUACACAGAAAUAAGAAUCUGAUUUUUUUUUACCAUCUUUAAUAACUUAGCGGCCACUUAGCUGCAUGUUCUGGCAAUUAAAGCAGGUGGCAAGGAGACACAAACAGCUUGACAGAAAUAUUUAAUUCCCCAGAGUACCUUUCACAAACUCUGCCUCCAGGAAAAUGUGGCUAUUUUAAACUGCUCUGUCAGCACAGCCAAUUUGCCCAGCUCACCAUGCGCAUUGAUGAUGCAAAUGUUACACGUAGCUUAAUAAGAUGAACUUUGGCCCUAGGUAAUGGUAGUGCCUUUGGGCUGCGACAGUGCCCCUGCUGCUGCAGUGGUCCAGCAGAUCCUGUCUGGCUAGAUGGGAUGAUCCAGAAGCUUUUCUAAGUCACUGAGAACCAAAGCUGCCAAGGAAGAAGGGGCAUGUGGACCAAUCAAUUCUCCUUGUGUGGAUCCUGACAUUGUUUUAUGUCUCUGUUACUGUUGUAUGUUUGGCUUUUCCCUAUAUGAAAAUGGCAUAAAAACUGCAUAGACAUUUGGACAGCAGUUCCAAACCUGUUUUUGUUAGAGCUCAACAACAGCUAAUUGAACCUGCUAGAGAGGCAGGGCUCAUUUCUAUGAAAAGCCAUUUAAGAGACAACAAUUUAAGAGAAGUUAUGAGAUGGGCUCAAAUGCUGUGCAAUUGGCUGAAAACCAGACUGCUGACAGCAUAAUAAUUUGAGCCUUUUAAUGUUUAUCUUUGGUUCUGAGUCCCUUCACCUUUUGUUUUUACUCUUUUUCAUUCAAUCCAGAAGGCUGGACACUUGCUGGUGAUAAUUCAGUACUGUGACUUUAAGAAGGGGGAUUUUACUUGAAUGAACAAAUUUACUAGAAGCAAUAGAAAUCACUUGUGUUUAGACAAUAUCCUUUGAUUUUUCCCAGGUGAGAGCUGAGCAGUCAGAAAUGAAACUCUAAAUAUCCUGCAAGACUGACUACAUUGAUUUUGAGUAGUAUCUGAUUAUCAAUUUUGACUCCAGCUUUGUUGCAACUAUGUGAAUUCUGGGCAAUGAAAACACAUUUGAUUCCUCCAAACAAAGAACUUUCAGGAGUGAACCAAAUGCUUCUGAUUCAUUUUAUUGUAGGUCUAGAAUGAAUACUAGGAUAAUAAAAAUUUCCAGCAUGGCUGGCAGUGGCAGACUGGAUAUUGAGAUACAGUUGUGUUCUCAAACUUUCAGUUACUUCAGAUGCUUCAGAAGCACAGAAACCUCAAAGGCAGAAAAUGUGAUUUGAAAACUGAAUUACCUUCUGACUUCAGUGUGCGUUUGCUCAGAGUGAGGACUCCCCAGGUUUCCUUCCCUAAAAAAGGAUGUUCAAAUUGGCCAUGCCUGGGUGGAGACUAUAAGAGGAGAUAGAAUUUCCAUGGCUUACUGCCUGCCUCCCUGCCCAGGGCUUUGCAUACACAGUGAGGAUAGAAGGUUAAUACAAUAGCUUCCCCCCGCAUCUUACAGAGUUCACAAUGGGAGGUAAUACUUGUUCUGCCAGAAACCUCUGCCACACAUAUUCAGUAAAAGCUUGAACAAAGAACAUAGUCUUGGGACCAGGAUUUGAGUGCAAAACGCACACUGUCACCAGAAGAAAAUGUUUGCUAACAGUGCGGCAAAUGUCACCUGCCAGCACUAGAUUUUCUAUAUCCUGGGUUCAUUCUUUUUAUCCUCUGUAGAAUAAUAUCUCACAUUUCUAUCAUGGUCCCUAACCAUCAUGUUGUACGGUAAGGUUUGGAGAAUUUAAAAAAAUGUAUACCACGGUGUGAUUGCUGCUGGCACAUCAAGUGCCAGAUGUCAGCUACAAUGUAUUCAUAAUAGAAUUGAUACAUAUUUAGGUAUUUGUAAGUAGCAAAUGCUCCAUUUGAAAACUUGCAGUUUUGCAGCCUCCAGGAAAUUUGCAGCUCUAAAGGGGAAAGUUGAAACUUGUGAAUGUUCUAACAAAAGGUUACAAAUCCUGUUUUCAAGCCUUUGUUCUUAGCAUCCCAUGCCUAUCUGAAGUAAGUGGUAGAACCAAGGAUUUAUAUUAAGUAAAUCAUAUUUGCAUAAAUGAAGUCUAAGCUGAAGUAACAGACACACUUCCCUUUUUAUCUCUCAGACAUUUUCAAAAUAUGUCUGCAUAAAAUCCAAAUUCAGGUUUACCUUAGUUUAUGUCAAAAAUAGGUUGAUUUGCAUGGUCCUGUUGCUUGAACCUAGGGCUGCACUCUCCACAAAUCUAUGCUUGCUCAAAGCUGUCAGGAGAUGAGGAAAUUCCCAGUAAGAGCUUUGUGCUCAGCUAUACUUACUCUACUAACUCACACACAAGUGUCUGUGGACCUUGUUCACAUCUGCAUUGGAUGCAGCUGGGAUGAGGGCAGGCCUGUGGAAAAGAUAACAUGGACAAAUAAUUUGCUUGCAGUUAACCAGAGGCUUGGAUAGGGGGUGGAAAGCUGUCUUGGUACAGAAAACCCCAGGGAUAAGAAAUGUGAAAACUGGAAACACGAGCCAGUAGGCACAUAAGCAACUAAUGGGAACUGCAAAAUACUCAGGCAAUGACUACUGCACAUCUCUUUUUGGGACACAUAUGUUGAUAAGACCUGAUCUGUUUUUCUGCACACUCCAACAUAAGCAUCCUGUAUGGCUUCCACUGAGAAAAAGUGGGGCAUUUUUUUUUGUCUCAGUAAGGAGGCUGAGAUUUCAGAGCUGCACAUUUCUAGCAAAAGUACCACAUAAACAGUGUUUAAACCUUUUUUUGACAACAGAACAGGCCAUGGAAACCAAAGGAAGGAAGAAAAAAGCUAAAGCUGGAUGACUCAUUCUGCUACCCCACUUCGUAGGAGACAGCAUGGAUGACUCAGAAAAGGAAGGUAGCCUCAGAUUUGAGAUUAAGAUGCAGAUCUACAUUUUAUGCAACUGUCAGGAAGGUAAAAUAACAUACAGGUCAAAUGACAAGUUUUUCCAGCAGUCCUCCUUUACUUGUCCUUGAGGCAAAACCCACCGAACACACCUGGGCAUUUACUCAUGCCAAAUAAGAGAAAUUUUGUUAACUGAAGAAUGUAAAGAUUAUAAUUGGUAUAUAUUUGUGUCCUUUGUGGCUGAAUUGGUGUGGUAAUUGCUUCUCAGUAAAGUCUUGCAGACUUAAACCUCAAAAGAAGCCAGGUUUCUCCUUCUGAGGUAAAUAUUUUUCUUUGCAUUGUGUGGGCAAAACAAAAAAAAUGGCUAUUUUGCUGUGAAAGGAAGUUUGACUGUAAAUUUUUUAUUUAUUAAUAUUUGUUACUUUUAGAAACAUUUUUAACUGAGAAUUGCAGAAAAAAAUAAUGUAUGUGGAAAUAUUGUGAUUGUUUAUAUUCCCAGCCACUUUCGUGAAUCUCAAGUUCUUGCCUGUCUGCUGAUUGUGGUAUUCUGGCUAUAGAGGAAAAUUUUGCCUCUGAGGAAGUCCUUGAGCAACAGAAUUUUGAAUAUAAGUGUUAUACAACUGUUUUCUGAUUAUUCAGUUUGUAUACGAUUAACCAAAGUAAUAAAAUAAUCAGCAGUACUGUCAGAUUGGAA